Magallana angulata is the source of this 2239-nucleotide messenger RNA. RefSeq names its product DNA-directed RNA polymerase II subunit GRINL1A-like. The record is from RefSeq and is a predicted model, not a curated record. Gene Ontology annotation, biological process: intracellular signal transduction; transcription elongation by RNA polymerase II. Lineage: Eukaryota; Metazoa; Mollusca; Bivalvia; Ostreida; Ostreidae. Gene Ontology annotation, cellular component: nucleus; intracellular anatomical structure. The coding region runs from base 703 to 1857 and encodes 384 amino acids. The transcript is spliced from 7 exons. Gene Ontology annotation, molecular function: transcription elongation factor activity.
UAUCCAGAAGUGACAUGUGAUGACUUUUGUUCUUUGAGGUUCUGUCCGUUCGUUUUCUGCACUAGAUUAACCAAAUUGUAAUUUGACUAAAUUAUAUUAUUACUCAGCUGUUACUGUCUGUAACCAGUUUGUAAUUGGACGACUAAUGAAAUCAUAUUUAAGCAGUACUAUAGAGCACAACAUUUCUAGCAAACAAAAAAAUGUUCUGCUGAUAAAAUUGCUUUCGUUUUGCCAGUCCACUUCUCUGAAGAGAAUAGCCACCAUUGUUUAUACUCUGUCCCGAGUUUUUGCUUCCACCACUUUUUGCUUGAUAUUUAAAUAAUAGUUAAUACCUUUGUGCUCAAACUACAUUCAUCCACUAAUAUGAAAAAUGUCCAGAUUAUCUGUUAUCUCUACCGCGUCAGGUUUCAAUACACAUCCCAAAAUUGAAUGUCUACGGAGAUUUUGCAUUGCAUCAGCCAUUAAUAAGCCCGGAUGAUAACGUUAAAAAAUUGUGUGAGGUAUCCUGAGUACUUCUCCCAAUGGAGAAAAGAUGUAAACAUUUCCCAUUAUAAAUCUCUGUAUGUGUACUUUUAUUAAAAAUCAUCAAAAACUGAUUGAGGCAGUAACUUGGAACAGACUUUAGUGAAUUAUUUUCAAAUUUUACUAAGUAGACUGAAAGGUCUUCGGUUUAGGUGCUGUUCAAAGACAAAUGGCAGCAGUAUGGCUUCUGAAAAACAAGGCUAUUUAGGAAAUCUUGAAGAAAAAUCUAUCCAAGAGCUUAAGGAAUUGUUGACCAGGGAAGAGAACAUCCUAAGAAAGAAAAAAUUUGUUUCAAGUCUUCCAGACAAAGGCAAAAAAAUAAUUGAGUUCAGACAGAAACUGUUAAAUUUAAUCAGCAAAAAGCAGGAUCUGUAUCAUGAGACAGCUUUACCCCAGACUUUGAUCUCCAGCGGUGAAGAGAAAAUAAAACAGCAUCUAAAUCCACUUAUAAAACCAAAAUCUAGGUUUUCAGAGGAAGAAAAGGUUUUUAAAUCAAUGGAAAAUGACAGUGUAGAAAUGACUAAGAAGGAUGUGGCCCGUGACAUUGUUUCCAUGGAGAGUCAGCCCAGAGGGCCAGAGGAAGAAGCCGUGAUAAUGCAUGACAACAAAUCACCAAUGCAAACAACACAGGACAAUGCAAACACUUUACCAUCACCAUUGCAAACUGCUCAAAUCACGACAGAUGGUGCAAGUGAAUUUGCAAAGUUGAGAGAUAAGAGUCACCAAGGUGACCAAAAAACUACUCAAGUUGUUACAAAUCUAUCUUGUGGUGUAAAUAAAACUCCCAAAACGGCACAGAGUCAAGACACUGAUGUAAAUAUGUUAGAAAAUGCCAUGGAAAGAAUGGAGUUUGGUCCCGGUGUUCCUAGCAUAGAAUCUGAGGAACUGAGGGAUAAAAUACUAGAGAACUCUGCAAAAGUUUCUUCACAAUUUAAAACCAACAGUUUCUUGAAAAUACAUCAUGUAGAGGACCUCCCUGACAAAUACAAGUGGAAGUCUCGACAGAAUCAUCCAAUCUUAGGGCCUGAUUCAUCAGCUCCACAUCACAUGACUGUCAGGGAAGAUUCAGCUGCCACACCCCCUGACUAUAAAUACAAAGAGGCCAGACUCAUUCCCUUAGACGAGUCCAUGCAAUUACAGCAAGCACAACAAAAGCACCAGGAGGAGCUACAAGCACAAGCCGCAGCAGAGAGACUAGCCAGGUCGCUAAAAAUCAAGAUGGAACCUUACAACCCAGAGGGAAGAAAUAUGUUAUAUCGAACUCGGGAAGACCCCAUGGAUACCGACAGCGAUGAUGAGCCGGAAGUCGAGUUUUAUCCUGAUGAUGUGGAUUGACAUAUCAGGAGGUAGAGUUUUAAUGAAUGAAUUUAACAAGAGAUGGAGUUUAUAAUGAAUGAUUAUAACAAGUGGCAGAGUUUAUAAUGAAUGAUUAUAACAAGUGGCAGAGUAUAUAAUGAAUUGUUGUAACAAGUGACAGAGUUUAUAAUGAAUGAUUAUAACAAGUGGCAGAGUUUAUAAUGAAUUGUUAUAACAAGUGGCAGAGUUUAUAAUGAAUGAUUAUAACAAGUGGCAGAGUUUAUAAUGAAUUGUUAUAUCAGAUGGCUGAGUUAAUCAGGAUUUGUUAUGGCUGGAGACAGCUAGAGCUGAUAAUGUCCAAUGAUUAUGUCAAGAGGUUACAAUGUUUAUUGAUAGAAAUAUCAUUAUAUCAGGAGAUAUG